This is a messenger RNA of Lathyrus sativus (Indian pea), 1704 nucleotides long. The record is from the annotation of a GenBank genome assembly. NCBI's taxonomy places the organism in Eukaryota, Viridiplantae, Streptophyta, Magnoliopsida, Fabales, Fabaceae.
AUGAAAAGCGCUAGAAAGACGGAUUCUCCAAGGGGAGAGGUUGGAGAGAUUGACACAAGGGCACCAUUCCAAUCUGUCAAAGCAGCUGUUACCUUAUUCGGUGAAGUCGCAGUCUCUAAGGACAGAUUGGCUGUCAAGAGAAGAUCAGCAGAGAAUGUAUUUGAAAAGGAGACACAACUUAUCUUGGCCCAAAAAGAAUUAAACAAGUUAAAGAAACAUAUAGUCAGUGCCGAGGCCACGAAAGCCAAAGCACUUUCAGACCUUGAGAUGGCCAAGGAGACCCUUGAGAAUUUGACAACCAAGAUGAACAAUGUGAGAGAAUCCAAGCAAUCUGCAAUGGAAGCGGCUGAAGCUGUCAAAAAUCAGGGCAAGCAUUUUGAAAAAACGUUAUCUCUAAAAGCUAUAGGAUAUGAAGCUUGGAAACAUGAUCUAGAACAUGCAAGAAAUGCGUACAUGGCUACGGUAACCAAACUAGAUUCUUCCAAGAAAGAACUCACAAAAAUCAGGCAGGAUUUUGAUGCAGUUUUGGAGGCGAAGCUAACAGCAAUUCAGGCAACAGGAGAAGCUCAGCGUUCUGCAAAAUUAAACUCGGAAAGGAUUGGUGAACUCUCGGAGGAAAUUGCAACGAUGAAAGCAUCGAUAGAACAGUUGAAGCUCACCUCUGCACAAAAUGAAACCCAACUCGAGUUUUAUAAAACCACAAAAGAAGAAGCACAGAAGAAGCUGGAGGCCUUAAAGAAUGAAUAUAAUGAUCCAGAACUAAUCCAAAGUCUAGACGCAAAACUUGCUGAAACAAGCGCAGAGAUUGAGGUUCUGCAAGAGCAGAUGAAAAAGAUUCAUGCUUCUAAGAUGGAUUCUGUGAGACUUCUAACUUCAGAACUCAGAGAAGCCACAAAGACACUGCAGGAGGUUGCUGCAGAAGAAAACUCCCUUAAAAAGCUAGUGUAUAUUCUUCGAACAGAAUUGAAACAAGUGAAGAAGGAGCAAGAUGAACUGAAGGAGAAGAAACAAGCAGCAGAAGAUCUUGCUGCGAAUCUCGCCGACGAAUUGCAAGAGGGUAAGGAAGAGGCAGGGCCUCAGCCAGGUACUGUGGAGGAUCUUGAAGCUGAUAUCUUCUACACGCAGAAUUGUAAAGUCCAGAAGCUACAAUCGGAGACAGAAGAUGCAAGAAGAGAAGCAGAAGAGAUGAGCAGAAAGGCUCAGGAACUGAAACAAGAAGCUGAAGAAUCCCGAGCAGUGGCUGCCGAAGCCGAGAAGAAUCUGCAACUUAUAAUGGAAGAGGCUAAAGCAGCAAAAGCAUCAGAAUUACGAGCAAUUAAAGAGAUGAAGAUUCUGUCCGACGUGCAAAGCAGACUCUCGAAUUCAAAAUUCAGCGGUAAAAUUGGAAUGCCAAAUGAAGAGUUUGAGUCAUUGAAUGGAAAAGUGAAGCAAUUUCAAGAUUUGGCAGAAAAGAAAGAGGCAUCUGUCAUGGCUGAGCUGCAAGAAAUGUACACAAGGAAAAAUGAACUGGACAGAAAGGUGAAAGUUAACCUGAAAGAUAUUGAGGAAACAAAGGCUGCAAUGGAGACAGCAUUGUGGUAUGCAGAGAUGGCAGAUUCAGCAAAAGCAGCAAUGGAGCGUGAACUACGGAGUUGCCGUCAAUCUGGUAGUACAUCUUCCCGGAUAUCAAGUUGUUCAGAUAAUUCUUCAAUAUUGAGCACCUAG